Cavia porcellus (domestic guinea pig) is the source of this 951-nucleotide messenger RNA. RefSeq names its product olfactory receptor 8G50-like. Gene Ontology annotation, cellular component: membrane. Gene Ontology annotation, biological process: G protein-coupled receptor signaling pathway; sensory perception of smell. The coding region runs from base 10 to 951 and encodes 313 amino acids. The transcript has a single exon. Gene Ontology annotation, molecular function: olfactory receptor activity; odorant binding; G protein-coupled receptor activity. Lineage: Eukaryota; Metazoa; Chordata; Mammalia; Rodentia; Caviidae. The record is from RefSeq and is a predicted model, not a curated record.
CAUAAGAAAAUGGCAAAACAAAAUCAUUCCAUGGUGACUGAAUUUAUCCUCACUGGAUUAACAGAGAACCCAGAGCUCCAGCUGCCCCUCUUCCUCCUCGUCCUGGGAAUCUACGUGUUCACAGUGGUGGGGAACCUGGGCAUGAUCACCCUGAUUGGGCUCAGUUCUCCCCUGCACACCCCCAUGUACCAUCUCCUCAGCAGUCUGUCCUUCAUUGACCUGUCCUGCUCCACGGUCAUUACCCCCAAAAUGUUGGUCAGCUUUGUGACAGAAAAGAAUGUCAUCUCCUACCCUGAAUGCAUGACUCAACUCUACCUCUUUGUGUUUUUUACUAUCUCAGAGUGUCACAUGUUGGCUGCAAUGGCGUAUGACCGCUAUGUGGCCAUCUGCAGCCCCUUACUUUACAAUGUCACCAUGUCUCCUCAAGUCUGCUGCUGGAUGGUAGCUGCGGUGUACAGUGUGGGUUUGGUUGGUGCCAUGGCUCACACAGUCUGCAUGCUGAGGGUGGAUUUUUGCAGUGCUUAUGUAAUAAACCAUUACUUUUGUGAUCUCGUUCCACUACUACAGCUCUCCUGCUCCAGUACAUUUGUUAAUGAGGUAGUGCUUCUGUGCUUAAGUGCUUUUAAUUUUUUCCUCCCAACACUAACUAUACUUUCCUCCUACAUCUCCAUCAUAGCCAGCAUCCUCCACAUUCGCUCCACCUCUGGCAGGUCCAAAGCCUUCAGCACUUGUAGUUCCCACAUCUCAGCAGUAGGUAUCUUCUUUGGUUCUCUUGCAUUUAUGUACCUGCAGCCUGCAUCAGUCAAUUCCAUGCACCAGAGUAAAAUGUCAUCUGUGUUUUACACUAUUAUCGUCCCCAUGCUCAACCCCCUGAUAUACAGUUUGAGGAAUAGGGAUGUAAAAUUUGCCUUAAAAAUGUUCUUUGACAACAAAAGUAUACAGCUGAAUUAG